Molecule: messenger RNA, 552 nt
Organism: Pseudozyma flocculosa PF-1
Lineage: Eukaryota; Fungi; Basidiomycota; Ustilaginomycetes; Ustilaginales; Ustilaginaceae
Exons: 4
Coding region: 1-552 (183 amino acids)
Biological process (GO): intracellular iron ion homeostasis; iron incorporation into metallo-sulfur cluster
Cellular component (GO): mitochondrion
Molecular function (GO): iron chaperone activity; 2 iron, 2 sulfur cluster binding; ferric iron binding
Source: RefSeq, a predicted model, not a curated record
AUGUCCACCAGCCUCUCCUCUCCGUUACCUCGUCGUGUCAAGCCAUCCCCUCGUCCCCUGUCUCUCGAUGCGCCUCGCUGCUUCUCCAACUCUGCAAACCGGCGCAAUGCACCAAACUAUACCAUCAGCAACCUAGACGAACGGACCUACCACGCGCUCUCGAACGGCGUGCUCGACUCGCUAACUGAGCACUUCGAAGCCCUCAUCGAGGAGAGCGACAUUGACGCCCUCGAGCAACGCGCCGCCCGCGACAAGCUCGGCCCGCAGCGCGGCGCACCCACCACCGAAUGGGACGUCGAAUGCGCCACGGGCGUCAUGAACCUGAGACUCGGGCCGUACGGCACGUAUGUCAUCAACAAGCAGCCGCCCAACAAGCAGAUCUGGCUCAGCAGUCCAACGAGCGGCCCGAAACGGUUCGACUACGACGAGUCGCACCGGGCCUGGUUCUCGCUCAAGGAGGGCCAGCUGGUCACGCUCAAGGAGCUCCUCGACUCGGAGCUCUCGCGCGUCUUUGACACCGCCGUCGACGUCGACCUCGACCCGCACCCGUGA